Paraphaeosphaeria sporulosa is the source of this 1910-nucleotide messenger RNA. RefSeq lists its product as uncharacterized. NCBI's taxonomy places the organism in Eukaryota, Fungi, Ascomycota, Dothideomycetes, Pleosporales, Didymosphaeriaceae. Gene Ontology annotation, molecular function: metalloendopeptidase activity; metal ion binding. Gene Ontology annotation, cellular component: mitochondrion. Bases 31 to 1749 code for a protein of 572 amino acids. The record is from RefSeq and is a predicted model, not a curated record. The transcript has 2 exons.
GCCGCAUCGCUCCGCACACCGCACCCUAUAAUGUUGAGGCCGCGAUCAAUCAGACCACUGUCGCGGGGACUCGGCCAAGCCUCUGCCUCUCUUACAAAAGCUGCAUCAUGCGCAGGUAGACGCGGGCUGGCAACGGUGGUCGCCGAGGAGAAGGAUCCUGUGGAACUCGACCAAAUCACAACCCUGCCUAAUGGCAUCCGCGUCGCGACCGAGGCCCUUCCCGGUCACUUUUCCGGUGUUGGUGUCUAUGUCGACGCCGGUUCGAGAUACGAAAACGACGCGCUGCGGGGCGUGAGCCACAUCAUAGACCGCCUCGCGUUCAAGUCAACAACCUCCAAGACUGGCCUCCAAAUCGCAGAGGCCGCUGAGCAACUAGGCGGCAACAUCCAGUGUGCAUCGUCGCGCGAGUCACUCAUGUACCAGGCCGCCACCUUCAACUCCGCCGUACCGACCACCGUGGGCCUUCUCGCCGAUACCAUCCGCAACCCAGUCGUCACCGAGGAAGAGGUCCAGCAGCAGCUGGAGACGGCCGACUACGAGAUUGGCGAGAUAUGGUCGAAGCCGGAGCUGAUUCUACCCGAGUUAGUACACAUGGCGGCUUACAAGGAUAACACCCUGGGCAAUCCGCUGCUGUGCCCGAAAGAGAGGUUACCUCACAUUAACCGCGCAGUGGUGGAGGCAUAUCGCAAGGAGUUUUACAAGCCGGAGAGAAUGGUUCUUGCGUUUGCUGGCGUAGAGCACGCAGAGGCUGUCCGCCUAGCAGAGCAACAUUUCGGCGACAUGGAAAAAGGCACCGGGCCCUCACUCGUUGGCAUUGGCGAGGAAAGCACCAUUACAGAACAACCGACCUUCACAGCAUCGCACCCCACACCAACCGGCGCUCCUCCGCAAUCUUCGAAGCUCCUCUCCAAGAUACCCUUUUUCAAGAAUCUCUCCACCUCCGCAACGUCGAACGCUUCCGUGAACACAUCCUUCGAUCUCAACUUCCCUCCGAUAGAUACGUCCAUCCCGUCGCACUACACCGGCGGCUUCCUCACCCUCCCUCCGAUUCCCCCUCCGCUAAACCCCUAUCUUCCUCGUCUCUCGCACAUCCACAUCGCUUUCGAAGCACUUCCCAUCUCCUCGCCCGACAUCUACGCGCUCGCGACGCUCCAAACACUCUUAGGUGGUGGCGGCUCAUUCAGCGCCGGUGGCCCAGGCAAGGGCAUGUACUCGCGCCUCUACACCAACGUGCUCAACCAGCAUGGCUGGAUUGAGUCGUGCAUCGCCUUCAACCACUCGUACACCGACUCCGGGCUCUUCGGCAUCGCAGCCUCGUGCGCGCCAGCACAGGUGGCUCAGAUGCUUGAAGUCAUGUGCCGCGAGCUGAGCGCGCUCGGCUCAGAGACGGGUUACGCCGUCUUAAGAGACCAGGAGGUGCAGCGCGCAAAGAAUCAGCUCAGGUCCAGUCUCCUCAUGAACCUCGAGUCGCGGAUGGUGGAGCUCGAGGAUCUCGGCAGGCAGGUUCAGGUGCACGGCCGCAAAGUCGGCGUCAAGGAGAUGUGCGCCAAGAUUGAGGCGGUCACUGUCCAGGAUCUGCGUAGGGUCGCGCGGCAAGUGUUUGGCGGCGAAGUAAAGAAUGCAGGCGAGGGGAGCGGGGCACCGACUGUAGUGCUGCAGGAGGGCGAGAUGGAGGGGCUCAAGAGGAAGGACCUCUCGUGGGAUGAGAUACAGACGAGGAUCGCCAGGUGGAAGCUGGGCAAGAGGUAGAUGUGCAACGCAUGGGACGGAGCUGUACGAUGUGCAUUGCGGGUGUAUAAUGGCUGGGCUUGUGUAUUAUAUGUGUGGCAUUUGAAGUGAGCACGGCAUGGAUGCUUCGAUAUGUAGAAUACUGUAUGCCGCUGAUGAAUGAAGCGUCGCUUACCUGACCG